AAUCUUCAAUCUGUCAUCUGACCCCUAGAAUUCUCUCCCCCCACACAAUUCUUCCCCGUAGUAUUUCUCUGUGAACGUUGACUGGUUCAGAGUAAAAGUUAGAGACUUUAGAUACCACCGACGACUGACCAAUCUAUCUUCCUGGAAACCUCUCACCCCACCGCAUAUGGCGGCCCUCUUUUUCCUUCACCAAAAUUCCAGUAUCCUUCCCAGUCAAAUUCCAUCCCCAUAAUCACCCCCCUUUACACAUCCAUAUCUCGAACACCCCUCCCCCUCCCCCUCCCUCCCAUCGCUUUCACCUUUCUCCUCCUUGAAUUCCUCUUGUUUCGCCAUGGUUGGUGGUCUCCAAGCUCUUAUCGCAGCCGCUGCGAGUUUCCUCAUCGUGACGAUAAUCGUGGCUUUAUUGAUCAUCGUCUGUAAACGAAACGAGAAGCCUACAUAUCGCAACCGAGCUCACGAUCGAGCCCAAGCCCGAACCCGUGCCCUCUCCAGAGGUAGCAACGAGCUUUCCUCCAUCACUGUCGACGAGAGCGCGUCCUUCGACCCUAACCUCAGAAUCUCCAUGGCCGAUCUCGUCAUCGCCACCAAGAACUUCUCCGCCGACCUGAUCGUUGGAGACGGAAGCUUCGGCCUCGUCUAUAAGGCGCAGCUUAGUGGCGGCACCGUCGCCGUCAAGAAGCUCGACCCGGACGCUUUUCAAGGGUUUCGGGAGUUUCAGGCCGAGAUGGAGACCCUGGGUAAGCUCCGUCACGAAAAUAUCGUCAAGAUUCUCGGGUACUGCGUCUCGGGGUCCGAGAGACUCCUAGUUUAUGAGUAUAUGGAAAAAGGCAGCCUCGAUCAAUGGUUGCAGGACGCUUCAUCAGAAAACGAUACCUCGGCAGCGAUCUGGUCAAACUCCGGCGUACGGUUACCGUUAUCUUGGGAGACGAGGGUUAAGAUUGCCCAGGGUGUGGCUAAUGGGCUCGCCUAUUUGCAUGGUUUGGAGAAGCCCAUCAUUCAUAGGGAUAUAAAAGCUAGCAAUGUGUUGUUGGAUUCGAGAUUUGAGGCCCAUAUUGCAGACUUUGGGCUAGCAAGAAGGGUCGACGAGCAUUCCCACGUGUCGACGCAAGUGGCGGGCACGAUGGGAUACAUGCCGCCGGAGUACAGGGAAGGACUGACAGUGGCAACGGUGAAGGCCGACGUGUAUAGUUUUGGGGUAUUAUUGCUUGAAAUCGCGACAGGUAUGCGACCCAAUUUACCGGCAGUCGUGGAUGGAAAAGAGGUUGUGCUAGUGGAAUGGGCAAAAGGAAUGGUGGCCCACAAUAGGCAAAUGGAAAUGUUGGAUGCCAAUAUCAUGAGAGAGGAGCUAUCGGAGGCCAAUGUGAAGAACUAUUUUGAAAUUGCUCGUUCGUGCACAAGUGAGAUAGCAAGAGAGAGGCCAACAAUGGGUCAGGUGGUUGAAUCGUUGAAUGCAAUUUCAGGGUGAAAUUGCAUUUAAAAGUUGUUGUUCAAGUUCUUUGAGAGACUCAUUGAGAUCAUGGAAGGGAAGUAAAUAGCUUGUUGAGCAAGGUAUGAAUUAUGUGCAAGUAGUGUCGUUUUAGUAUUGUGGUUAAAGUAAGGCUGUUUGGAAUGGAUUUGUGCAUAAGCCAAAGUCCUUAGAGUUAUUGUCACUUUAUUAUUAUUAUUAUAGACUGUAGUUUUCACCCUUA
This is a messenger RNA of Carya illinoinensis, 1688 nucleotides long. RefSeq names its product leucine-rich repeat receptor protein kinase EMS1. The coding region runs from base 332 to 1465 and encodes 377 amino acids. NCBI's taxonomy places the organism in Eukaryota, Viridiplantae, Streptophyta, Magnoliopsida, Fagales, Juglandaceae. Gene Ontology annotation, biological process: protein phosphorylation. Gene Ontology annotation, molecular function: ATP binding; protein kinase activity. The transcript has a single exon. The record is from RefSeq and is a predicted model, not a curated record.